UUGCGUAACCAAGCGCAGCCUUUCGCAUUGGGCUUGCGCAGCCUGCGCUCGCGGCCGUGCGAAAGUCCACAUGAGCCUGUUGCCAGUUAUUGAUCCUAGCGCGAUUGAACAACACUGCAUUGCCGUCAACUACGAAAACAAUUCUCGCCACGUCUCAGUCGUAUUCGCACUCAAUAAAUCGUUAACGCAAAGAUUGAUAAACGCCCUUAUCAUACGCGUGUUAUACGCGCUCGUCUGUUACUGUUUCUAUUAGUACGUGACACCGGUGCGCGACGCAAGACGUGAGCACACGUUGCGUUACCGAGGCUCUCCAUCGACACGUCUGCUAACGUGCUGUCAAAAUGUAAAGGAAUUCCCAGCGUUAGUAGCAGGUAGUGUUUGCUGCGUUUGAAGAGUCUACGACGACGGAGCUAUCAUGUCAUCGGAUUUCCGCGAAUGGGCUUAAACUUAAAUAAAAGAUACAACUUAAUUUUUCAAUUUUACCUUUGAAAAGAACGAACGAGGAAAACGCGAGACGGACGGACAGGUACACGAAUAAAAGGCGCGGUUGCACAUGUGAUUCCUCCGUGUAGCCGACCUUAUUUGGCAGACGCGAUGAAGAAGUUCACGAUCAAGGGUGUACUCGACGGAUUCCGGUCGUCAGUUCCGCAGCCUGUUAAGCCCGACCAGGAAAUCAUUGAAAAUCUGAGACCGGAGCACUUUCAAGUUAAGAGGACAUUCAGACAUGGCUUCCCGCAUCAACCGACAGCGUUGGCAUUCGACCCAGUUCAAAGGCUCCUAGCCAUUGGCACUAAGUCAGGAUCCCUCAGGAUUUUAGGUAGACCGGGUGUAGAUGUGCAUGUUAAGCAUGAAGGAUGUAGCGCUGUGAUACAACUACAGUUUUUGAUCAAUGAAGGAGCAUUAGUAUCUGCAACAGCAGACGAUACUUUACAUUUAUGGAACUUUCGUCAGAAGAUACCGCAGGUCGUACAAAGUCUAAAAUUUCAAAGAGACAGAAUUACUUGUAUUCAUCUACCGCUUCAAAGUAAAUGGUUGUACGUCGGAACAGAACGAGGAAACAUCCACAUACUGCACAUUGAGACAUUUGUUUUAUCCGGAUAUGUAAUUAAUUGGAACAAGGCUAUUGAAGUAUCUAGAAAGACCCAUCCUGGUGCUGUAGUACACUUGAGUGAUAAUCCUUUAGAUUUGAGCAAGAUGCUCAUAGGAUAUGAGACUGGACAAAUUGUUUUUUGGGAUUUAAAAACAAAGAAUGCUGACUACAGGUGUCAGACCGACGAGCCGUUAAAAUCGAUAACAUGGCAUCAUGAAGGUAAACAAUUUAUGUGUAGUCACACGGAUGGUUCUCUUUCAACUUGGACUAUUCGACAAUUAAAGCCAACUAACGUAACGUUCCCACAUGCAAAGUCCACUAAAGACGGAGAGCCUGAAUCUUGCAAACCCAUUCAAAAAGUAGAAUGGAAAUUAUCAAGAGCCGGGGAAGCAUAUGUAAUAUUUUCUGGUGGGUUGGCAUGUGAUACUACUGGGAGAAUACCGAGCAUUACAGUGAUACAUGGGAAAACUACUACGGUACUCGAAAUGGAACAUAAUGUUGUAGACUUUGUAACGCUGUGUGAUAGUCCAUGGGCUAGUGAUUUUCAAGAUCCUUACGCUGUUGUUGUUCUAUUACAAAAUGACUUGGUUGUGAUAGAUUUGUUAACUCCCGGAUUCCCUUGUUUUGAGAAUCCAUAUCCUAUGGAUAUUCAUGAAUCUCCUGUAACAUGUUGUGCAUAUUUUGCGGAUUGUCCUUCAGACUUAGUACCAGCAUUUUAUUCAGUUGGAUCUAAGUCGCAAAAGAAAACUGGUUUUAGCGAGAAAGAGUGGCCUAUUUCCGGCGGAGAAUGGAGUUCUAGUUCUAGUAGCUAUAACGAGAUUAUCCUCACUGGGCAUGCCGAUGGCAGUAUAAAAUUUUGGGACGCUUCAGCGGGAACGCUGCAAGUUCUUUAUAAACUAAAAACAGCAAAACUUUUCGAAAAGAGCAGAACACGUAGUAUAGAUUCCGAGGAAGAUCCUUUAGCGAUUCAACUUAUUUUUCUUUGUCCCGAAAGUCGGAAAUUAGCUAUUGCAGGAAGCGGCAAACACGUCAUAUUGUUUAAGUUUAAGAAGGUUGAAAGUAUGUCCGAAGUAGUGACCUUGGAGAUAUGUUUAACGGCAGAUCCAGGGAGAGAAGAUUCACCGGACCAUGAAUCGCCAGCGACUGGGAACAUCGUGGGAAAUGUGGAAUCAAGAAAUACAGAUUUUAAUCAUCCACUCAAAAUCAAGACGGGUUUGCAGAAGAGAGCUGCUGGUUUUCAAGCAACAUUGAUUUGUUUGACAACAGCACCCAGUGGAGAACAACCUGAGAAUAUAACGUCGCUUAGUUUAAAUUCUUCAUAUGGCUUAUUGGCCUAUGGAAACGAGUCCGGUUUAGUGAUAGUGGAUAUCGUGCAGAAGAUUUCUUUGAUUGUAUUGAACACUAGUGAUCUUGGAGGUGGUGCUGAUCCUUACCAACGUGUCUUGCGUAGUCCCAAACGGCAGGAUGAAUCCAAACGGGAAAAUGAGGACAAAGCAAGAAGCCCGAGUACCGAUCAGAGUCAACGAGAAUCCACAAUGGAAUCCGAGCCAACAAUCACAAGGAUAGCAGAUUCUACACAACAAGUACAACAGCAACAAUGUCUUCGUAAUGAAAGUCAGACAAAGAUCAAUAAGGAUAAACCAAGUGGAGAGGAAUCCAUAAACGAACCUAAUAAGACAGGGAAUCUUCCUAAUGGCGACGAAUGUCAGAAAAGUCAAGGUUGGAAGAGAUUUAGUCUCAAGAGACAACUAAGCAAGGUUGAUUUGAAGAUAAAAAAUACUUUUACACCAUCCUUGGUAUCUUCUCAAAAUGGGAGCUCAUCAUCGGGGCUCAUGCAAGUACCCCAGUGCCAACAAAUAAGCAGCGAUACUGGCAGCCAAAAGUCUUCUGUAUUUUACUGCAACAUGAAUGAAGCAGCCAGCACAAGUCGUUCACUAUCGCCGGUUGAAAGUAUUGAUUCUGAAUCCUCCUUAUCGCCGGAAAAUCAGUCCUCUGGAAGUGACAAUCCACAGAUACACGAUGGAAAGCGAGACAUUCAAGAUACCAGAAGCCCAAUAGAAAGCACAGAUGCAAAGACAAUAAUGACAACAGCGACGAUUAUGACAAUAAUAACGACGACAACAACAAUGACAACGACGACAAUGUCAACGACGAUGACAACGAUGACGACGACGAUAACGACACCAACAACAACAAUGACGAUGAACAACGACAAUAUUAAUAUGAAAACUGAGGCAGUGAGGCCAAUGAAUUUAUCUUUACCUGAGCACGAAGUAAAACCACCAAGACUGAGACGUAUCGCCAAGAUGAAACAAACGAAAAGAGACAAUCGCUUGCUCUCAGUGCCAAAUUUGAAAUUUUCCAAGAAUGAGAUGACUAUUUGCGACCUAAGGUGCGAAGAGAACGUUACCUCCGAAUCGUUCACCUGCAAUCUUAUGAGAAGAUUCAAUAAAUUUGAUGGCUCUUUCCAACGAUCAAGGAGCUCGAGCAUGUCGUCUCUCGAGAAUAUCACUACAGAAACCAUAAGCUGCCUUACAUUUGCGGAUUCUUAUACGAAAAAAAAUGAUACAAGCGGUUUGCCAACUUUAUGGAUUGGCACGUCUCUGGGAUCUGUACAAACUGUUGUAUUCAAUACACCUGCUCAUGGAGAACGUCAUGCUCAUCCAGUGGUUGUGUCUACUUGUAAUGGAUCUACUUUCAAACUCAAGGGUUGUAUCCUAUCCAUGUCGUUCUUAGAUUGCAAUGGUGCUCUGAUUCCAUAUUCCUACGAGUCUUGGAAAGACGAAAAUGUGGACGGCAAAGAACGCAACAAAAGCCAAGGGAAAUGCACAAAUAGCCGAACGCCACCGCCGACAAAUACACAAGUUAGUGGAGAUAGUUUUGAAGAUAGACAAUUCGUCGUGCUCGCAUCAGAGAAACAAGCGAGAGUCGUAGCAUUACCCUCUCAGAAUUGUGUAUAUAGGCAACAGUUGGCGGAGACUCAUAUUGUAAUUAAGGCGGAGGUUACGACUUUGAAAGAUAAUGUCUGCCUCGUAUGUUAUGUUUCUAAUGGUCACGUAACAACGUAUAGCCUGCCCAGUCUUAGACCGCUGAUAGACGUCGAUUUUCUACCUCUUAUAGAUUUGAGUUUUCAGACUACAAAACAGGGCAUUGUAGACCCCAUGUUGUCCAUAUGGGGUCAUCAACUCUUUGUUAAUGGCGAUACCGAUCAGAUUGCAAAGACGCUUUGCUUCAGUAACCGAGGUCAUGGUUUAUAUCUAUCGUCACCUAUGGAGAUUCAGAAGUUUUCCAUCUCAAGCGAAUUCUGUGGUGAAUUGACAGAGAUGAUGGGUGAUUUGUUUAUCGGUCACGAUAUGCCAGAACCGCCCAAAGAGAGUUUCUUCAAAGGUUUAUUCGGCGGUGGUUCGAGGAGUCUCGAUCGAGAAGAGUUGUUCGGCGAAUCCAGCGGCCGUGCGUCGCGCACAGUAGCGAAACACAUUCCAGGACCAAAUGAAGCUCUUCGAGAACGAGUUUCUAGCGCAACGGGAGAAGUGAAUAUGGCGCAUCAAAUGGUUGUAGAGCGCGGUGAGAAGCUAUCGCAUCUUGAGGAACGGACAGCGCGCAUGAUGUCGGAGGCUGAGAAUUUUUCACAAUCCGCUCAUGGACUGAUGCUCAAAUACAAAGACAAGAAAUGGUAUCAGCUAUGAGAACACAACUUGGUUCGAGUUCCAUAAAAAAUGACACACGUUUCUUUAAUUACCUAGCUUGUUAUAUAGUUUGUGUUUUGUUUUUGAGUUUCAUCGUAUUAAGAAAAUAAAGAUUAGACGUAUUAUGAUCUUCACACACGCACAUAUGGGAAACAUCUAUAUGAAAAACAGAGAUAAGGAGAUAUAUUAUAUAAAUGCGAUCACAUCUAUGCGGCGCACAUAGUACACACGCACAUUCCGUAAUAAGAUAAACGUGGGGGACGUGCGAUUAGAAAUUUACAUUGGGAUGAACAAAAAGAAUGCCGGCAAAAACAGAAGCAUAGGCAUCGUCGCGAUAUAUUUGUGCAUGCGUAUAUAAGAGACGUACGUAUAAUUAUUAUUAUAUAAAAUAUAUAAAAGGUACAUAUACACACACUUAUACAAAAAUGUGACAAAUGAUUGAUGAUAUACACGAGUCAAUAUGAACAGUUAUAUGAUAAUUCGCCUUUUAACCGAUGGCACUCGUUGAUUCAUUCGGACGUCCUGUGAACGAUAUUUGACGACGCCUUGCCUUGUUUGCUUCUCAGCGAAGAAGAUACGUUUAUUGUUCAAAUGAAUUCUAAUUGAUCGAACUUUGUCAAGAAUCGAAGGAUUGUCAAUAGGUAUUUACGAACGUCACGUUGUUGCAGAGGUAUAAGCUCUUUCGAAUAUAUAAAAUCGAAUGAAAUGCUAAGAAUCGCAUUAGUUUUAAAUUGACGUAACUUAUUAACUUACAUAUGCGCGCGCGCGCAUAUGUAUGUGUGAGUGACUGAAUAUAUGUAUGUGUGGUAUAAAUUGCGUGCGUAAGUGCGCGCGUGCGCGUGUGUGUAUCACAUAUAAGGGUAUAUUAUUGGAAUGAGAUAAAAUAUAUAUGGCUAUUCAUAUAAUAUAUUGAAUAACACUAUUGAAAUUUGCAGCGUAGUAAAUAUUUCAUGUAGAGAAGAGUUGUUAUUGACUACUAAUUAACUUCUUAUUCCACAGUGUAAAUUUUAUAAUCGUGUACAUUAUAUAGGCUGAUUUAAGUAUUUAUCAUAUUUAAGUAUUUAUUGCUAUGCGAUCGUAAAUAAUUUCAUAAAGAUAAGUUAAGAUAUGGGAUAAAAAAAAUGACCAAUGCGAUUCUUGUAACUUCAUCGAGUUGUACGAAUGCAGAUGGAAAAUUUGUUGGGCCCGAAAGACACAAUUUUACUUGUAUCUUAAGAAAAUUAUGAACGCAGGCAAGACGGCACAGUGACAUUAUUCCGAAUGUAUUGACAAUAAAUGUAGCUAAUUAGUCGGUGAUGAUGAAAAUUGAAUAAAAGUUGAGUGCAAUGAAAUAUAUUUUAUUCAGGAUGGCGGGUUGUAUGUGCAGGUCGCAGGAACUGUUAUACUCGCCACACUGAUAAGAAUGUAUUGGUUGUUAUCGAUUGUAGUUACCGCUAGAUAUGCUAUGUAUAUAUAACGGGAUGAAUACAGUAGGACAGAUUCCGCGUUAUAAAUCUGUUUAUAUAAUAAUACGUUAUAAAUUAUGCUAUUUCGAUGCUGACGAUAAGUUCAAUCGGAUUUAUGAUAUAUUUGAAUGACAUGAAAUUAAUUAACUACUGUAAUUUAACACUAUGCAUAGCUUAGAUUAAUUAAAGACAAUAUAAAACACAACACAUAUACACACACACACACACACAUACACUCACACGCACACACACAUACACACAUACAUACACAUGUACACACGAGUUUGUUUAAAUUUAUUCGAGCUCUGAAUCGUCGUACUGCUUCCAUAGCAAUAACUGUAUAGUUGAUGUUAAUGGUACUAAUCACUCGUAUACUUAAUAAUGUUCCCACAAAAAAGUUAACUGAAAUGCAUUUUUUCGGAUUGAUUCGAGCUCAUGGUAUAAUUUAUCUUGGACAAUAUACACAUUUAGAAAUUCGUUGUCCCAUUACACUCUUAUCACAGGAUGUCUUCACUAUCGAUUACUAGUACAAAAGAGCGCGAGCUCAUUCGUCAAGGUGUGCAAACUGUAGUUGAGGUCCAUAUUAAUGCUGAAUUUGUAAUACGUCCGUGAGAGUACGCAGAUUAGCAAUAAUUCUGAAUUUCGGUGCUGUCUUAGCUAAACUGCUAACUCUGACGGACGUUUCACUUACGUCUAGAAUCUUAUGUCUAGAAUUAUUAUUCUUCGGAUACCCGACACUCAGUAUGUAAGCAGUUCAAUGGUAGACAAGAUACAUUAAAA
This is a messenger RNA of Harpegnathos saltator (Jerdon's jumping ant), 7001 nucleotides long. It is a transcript of the gene Tomosyn, whose product is annotated as syntaxin-binding protein tomosyn. The transcript is spliced from 23 exons. NCBI's taxonomy places the organism in Eukaryota, Metazoa, Arthropoda, Insecta, Hymenoptera, Formicidae. The record is from RefSeq and is a predicted model, not a curated record. The coding region runs from base 595 to 4776 and encodes 1393 amino acids. Gene Ontology annotation, cellular component: plasma membrane; SNARE complex; cytoplasm. Gene Ontology annotation, molecular function: myosin II binding; GTPase activator activity; syntaxin binding. Gene Ontology annotation, biological process: exocytosis; Golgi to plasma membrane transport.